Cottoperca gobio is the source of this 5354-nucleotide messenger RNA. RefSeq names its product large proline-rich protein BAG6-like. The record is from RefSeq and is a predicted model, not a curated record. Gene Ontology annotation, biological process: ERAD pathway. NCBI's taxonomy places the organism in Eukaryota, Metazoa, Chordata, Actinopteri, Perciformes, Bovichtidae. Gene Ontology annotation, cellular component: BAT3 complex. Gene Ontology annotation, molecular function: misfolded protein binding; polyubiquitin modification-dependent protein binding.
UUUAAUUUGGGAAAAUAAUGUAGUUAGCCAACGGGUCAAACUGAAUGCGCUCACACUCUGAGCUGGAGUUUCCUUUAAAAUAGAAUUCCUCAGAUUUUUGUUCAGUUUAGUUUAAAUUAAAAGCAAGACUUCUGUUAAACGUGUACAACGAUCUCCCCAGGGGAGAAGCUAGUUAGCAGUGUUAUAUCCUCCCGGUAACUGGGAUUAGCUAACGUUAGCUGUUUGGCUAACACGCUAAUAACAAUAACAAGGCACUGGAGCUGCCUGUUACCUAGGUGCUGUUAGCGUUAUUUAACCACAUGUAUUAGAUGGUGGAUAAUGUUCCUCUUUCCCCCAUUUCCAAUAUUAAAAUGAAUCCCUAAUGCACAAUAGUAAAUAUUAGCUGCCUAACGCUUAAUGUACGGCUCUAACUUUAUUAUUUCAGACAUUCGGAAAUAUGGCUGAGUCCAUGAUUGAAGUCACUGUGAAGACUCUGGACUCCCAGAGCAGGGGCUACAAGGUCAAAGGCGAGCUGACAGUGAAACAGUUCAAGGAACACAUAGCAUCCUCAGUGGAGAUUCCAGUGGACAAGCAGAGGCUCAUCUACCAAGGCAGAGUGCUGCAGGACGACAAGACGCUAACUGGAUACAAUGUAGAUGGGAAGGUAAUCCACCUGGUGGAGCGUGCCCCACCUCAAGCCACCAUGCCUGGUUCUGGGGGUGCAGGCGUUUCCACCGGGGGGGCAGAGGGAGCAAGCAGCAGCCAUGCCUCUACCUCCUCCCAGGGUGCACCAAACGACCGCAACAGCUACGUGAUGCUGGGGACCUUCAACCUGCCCGUCAACAUCUUGGACCCUCAGCAGAUACAGAUGUCUGUUCAGCAGAUGAUGGCUGGAGUCGGUGAAGCUAGGAGGAAUGCCAGGGUCAGCACCAGCUCUGGGAGCAAUGGCACGGUGGAUGUGCAGAUCAACUUGGAGCAGUCAGUGCAGAGUGAGCCCAGGAUGAGGUUGCAGCUGGCUGAGAACCUGCUCAGAGACGCUUGCUCUCUCAUCCACAGGCUGGAGGGAGUGUCCAGUGACAGCAGCUCCCAUUCACAGCCAGAGGUACCUCAGUCCUCUUCCUCCCCACUGCCCUCCUCCUUUGUUAGAGCAGCUGGAGCAUCACAACUCAUGGACACCAGCUCUCCUCCUGCUCCAUCAUCCUCCACCUCCACACAGACGGAGGGACCAGCCAACACUGGGCCCAAUCACCCGAGUCCAGCAGAGUUUGUGGAGGUUCUCUUUGAGGUCAGGAGGGUGGAGGAGAGGUUACGUCCCUUCAUAGAGAGGACCCAAUCCAUUCUCGUUGCAGCCACCUUAGCAGACUAUAACAACAACACUCAGGAAAGAGAGGAGGAUCAGUGCAUUCUCAACCUGGUCGGAGAGGCUCUGCAUCUCCUUGGCAACAGCUUAGUUGUCCUCGGUGACCUACGCUGUAACCUGGCGACCUCCCCUCCACGUCACCUGUCAGUGGUUCGUCCAAUGGCCCACUACACGCACCCGGUCCUGCUCCAGGCUGGUCUGCCACACAUUCCCAUUCCAAUAAACUUAGGGACAACAGUGACCAUGACAUCUAAUGGGAGACAGGCAGCUGAAGGACAACGCCAGCCCUCUCAUGGCACUGGCCAAUCAGAUCAGCCGGCUACAGGUCAUCAACAAGGACAGGGAGGACCCCGUGUAAUCCGUAUCACCCACCAGACCAUGGAACCUGUCGUCAUAAUGCAGAUGAACAUUGAUGGCGAGUCAGCUGCUGGGUCUCAGGUUCCAGGACAGCCAAAUACUGCAGGUACUGGACAGCCUGGACUGCCCCCUGCCCACCUCCCAGGACUGCCCCCUGCCCACCUCCCAGGACUGCCCCCUGCCCACCUUCCAGGACUGCCCCCUGAGUUCAUGCAGGCCAUUGUGCACCAGGUCUCCCACCAGGCCGCUGCAGCCUCAGCAGGUCAGCCAGCACAGAUGGUGUCUCUCCCUGGAUCAACACUCAGCACGGAGGGAACUGCUUCCCCACAGCCCCCCCACCCUGCUCAGGCAAGGGUUGUCAUCACCAGACCAUCCUUCAACCCCCGCAUUCCUCAGCCUGUGGGAACCAGGGGAACCACCAUCAACCUGAGGGCCACAGUACCCACAGCUGGUCAGCAGCCAGGACAGGCCACUGCCCUGCCCCCCCCCUCCCUCACACAGAUGAUCAGUGGUAUGGUCGGACAGCUCCUGAUGCCGGGACAGCCAGGUGAUCCUGUAUCCACGUCCUCUUCGUCCUCCUUCUCUACCUCCUCCUUGUCUGAUUCUUCCACCACGUCUCCUCCCCCUCCCUCUGCCAACACCUCCGGACAGACAUCCACCCACACCACCAAUACUACCUCCAUAGGCCAACCAGCAGAGGGCAGCCCUGAGGGAAAUCUGGCCCAGCUUUUGGGCUCACUGCUGGGAGGAGCACUGGGCCGGGGGGGUCCCGGAUCUGGACCAGCUCCCUCCAUCACUGUGACUCUGCCGGGGGUGCCCAGCUUCUUCCAAGGCCUGUCGGACUUCACACCGCCAGCUGCCAGUGGUCCUGGUGCCCCGAUUCCCCCUCAGGCCACCAGUCCGGCCCCCCCACAGGCCGGCAGCAAUGCAGGUGGAAACUAUCUGAGCCCGGAGCUGUUCACUGGUAUUGUGCAGGGAGUGCUGUCCACCAUGAUGAGCUCUCUCGGGGCACAGCAGGGCACCGGGGAGAGCAUCGCUCAGUUCAUCCAGAGACUGUCUCAGACCAGCAACCUGUUCACUCCUGGCUCUGGAGACGCUGUGGGGUUCUUUGGUGACCUGCUGUCCCUGGUGUGUCAGAGCUUCUCCAUGGUGGACAUGGUGCUGCUGCUUCAUGGGAACGCUCAGCCUCUGAGCCGCAUCCAGCCCCAGCUCACUGACUUCUUCACUGAACACUACCUGCAGGGCAGAGAGCCCACUGAUGCUAACAUAGCUACAGCAGCUGAGGACCUCAUCAAUGGAUUGGAGGAGUACAUAGCUGAGAGUUUUGCCACAGUGACAGUGCGAGUGGGAGUGGACAUCGUUCAGACCAACCUAUCUUUCCUCAGACAGCAGUUCACACAGAUGGCCUCACACAUCCUGCACCACAACGAUCACACGUUUGGCCCCCGCCUGCUGUUGCUGUUCACUCAGGGCCUGUUUGAGUGUCUGGCUCUGAACCUGUACUGCCUCGGAGGAGAGCAGAGAUCUCUGACCGCUGUCAUCAACCACCGCAUUGUUAAAGGAUGUCUGCAGAAGUCAGCCAGCCUGGUCAACUGGCUGACCAGUAUGAUGUCUAUGAGGCUGCAUGUCAUUCUCGAGCACAACCCAGUUACUGAGGACCAAAUCCAGUGCUACAUCAUAUAUACACAGAUGGAGGAGAGUUUGUCUCCGGCUCCAGCCAACACAGCAGAGGAGGCCGUGGUUUCAUCAGGUGGCAGCAGAGAGAGGCGAGCGUCUCCUGGAGACAACACUGCCUCAUCAGGGGGCACUCAGUGUGCUGCUGGAGCCCCAACAGGACGGGAGGAACCAUGGACAGCAGCUGUUCCAGCCGAAUGGGUUCCCAUCAUCAGACAUGACAUGCUGUCUCAGAGGAAGAUCAAAGCCCAGCCUCCGCUGUCUGACGCCUACCUGCACAGUAUGCCGGCCAAGAGGAGGAAGACGACACAGUGUGAAGGACCACACCUGUCCCUGUCGGACGCAGUGAGUCGAGCAGCUCGUGCAGCAGGAGCCCUGCCUGUCACUGCCCCAGAGAGCCUGCAGGGGGAGCUGGAGAGGCCCGAGCUUCAGGAAGCAUACACCAAACAGGUAAAGAGUGACAUCAAAGAGCGAGUGAGAGACUAUGCAGACUACAACGCCCAGCGAUUCCCCAACACACACCAAGCUUUCUCUAUAGAACACUCCUAAUCGUGCAGUCCUGUGCCACAGAGGCCAGGUCCAGAACAGGAUCUGUACACACUACCUGAAGCAUGGCAGUUUCCACACUAUUGUGGUAACAUCCCAUUGUAAACAUGGCCUGAAAGGACAACAGCUGCUGACUGCAGUGAAUGAUUCCUCCUCUCCUGCUGUAGAGUGUGACAUCACCUGCUGUAGUUGGUAAGAAUGGAAAACCCUCCAGACUGUGGACCCUCCAUGGCACAUGGUUUGAGGCACUGUGAGCUACUUGAGUCACCUCAUGCUAAAAUAUUCCCUUUGCUCUUGGAGACCUGAGACACUAAUGAUGUGUCAGAGUACUGAACACUGAAACCACACCUGACUGGGCCACAGGAACAUAAAUGUAAUGUACUAUGGGUUAAAGCAGUCUGAGCAUUAUAGCAUGGGGUACCACAGGUUAUUGGGGCCACAUGAAGGAAAAAAAGAAUCAACAAUUGAGUUGCAAAGAAAAUGAGAUAUUAUCAGAAUAAAGUUGUAAUGUCGCAAAGUCAAAGUCAGAAUACUCUGAGAAAAGUCAGAAAACGAUGAACGAAGUAACAUUGUUACAAAGAAAAAAAUAUCAUGACAAACUUUGAAUUUAAAUUAAAAACAAUUAUAUUUCAUUUUUCAAGUAUUAAUCUAAAAUAUUAUGAGAAAAUACUCAUUUUCCAUCGGAGUAAACAGUGGUCAAAAGUCAUUUGCAAGCAGAAUAGUAGCUACCCAAUGUAAUCAUAGGAAGUUUGGUGAUCUUUGCAACCAUUUUCUUGAAUAUUAUGAUAUUAUUCUCAUAUCAUAACCUCGUAUCAUAAAAAUGGCUUCAUUCUCAUUUGAAGAUGACUUUAUCCUCAGUAUCUGUGGUCCUGAGAAGUUCGACCCUAAACUACAAAUGUAGUUGCAUUAUAUAUCUGUACAAGGAAAAAAUGAAAAUGAGUGCAAAUUGUACAGUAAAUGUGCAGAGAUGUCAGAGCUUUGUCGGUGUCGAUCAGGUGAGUAAUGUUGCUUGCCUUGGCAUCAGAUGACUUUAGAUAUCACAAUGAAACACAGAUGAAUAGUUCAUGUUUGUAUUUUAGGGCUUUGUCUUCAUCAUUGACACUGGUGUCUAUAAACCGGAACAAUUGUGCAUUUUGUGAUAAAGAUGUAGAUUCCUGUGUUCUCUGAGCUCGUCUUGUAAGCGUGCAGGUGCAUCAACGGUGGCACGAAGUGCUGCAAAUGCAAAGUGGCAUCUCUGGCUUGCACAGCGCUGUGUUUUUGUGAAAGGGAGUGAACAAUUGUAAACGAUGGGCUGGAGAACGGUCAUUCUCUUGUUACUAUGAGUGGCCGGAUUAAUUGAUUUGUUAAUUGGAUUACUUUGUUCCCAGUAACCCGUCUCCUCACUUCUUGUAUCCUGCUGUAACCGUUUGUUUUCUUAUAUUAAACAAACAUAAAUACA